Molecule: messenger RNA, 1714 nt
Organism: Uranotaenia lowii
Lineage: Eukaryota; Metazoa; Arthropoda; Insecta; Diptera; Culicidae
Exons: 3
Coding region: 223-1446 (407 amino acids)
Biological process (GO): apoptotic DNA fragmentation
Cellular component (GO): mitochondrial inner membrane; nucleus
Molecular function (GO): metal ion binding; RNA endonuclease activity; nucleic acid binding
Source: RefSeq, a predicted model, not a curated record
UGCUUCGCUAGUCACAUUUCAAUCCUACGAGCAGAACAAGGAAUCCCGGAUUCUACAGGAAAACGUGGUGCUAAAAAGUGUAUCUCGGACUCAGUACUGAUCAGAGGUUGAUCCGGUUGUAGUGCGGAGGUCUUAACGCCUGGAAGGAUCUUUUGAUCCAAAGACCUUUCGAGUGACUGUGAUAAAAAGAAACCCAGAAGACAAAUCGAAACAGUAGAAAAAAUGGCAAGACACAGCACAAAUCUGCUGAUAUACACAAUCAGUUUCGUCCUCACCGUUGGAAGAAAUUUCGUCACAGGAAGUGCAAUCGACCGAAGUUGUAUUGUGCCCCUGAAACCGGACUGGUCAUUUUUUUCACCGUUGAUCUUCAGUCAGGAUGGGCGACUUAUUUCAACCGAAAACGUCAGUGACGAAACUGAAGACAUCACAUUAAGUGCAGGUGACGAGGUGCUGAUUUCCUGUGCCCCCAACUAUUUCCGGGAAUUUGCCUCGGAGAGAGUUUUGAAAGCAGCCUGCAAGAAGGAUAAAACUUUUGUGGUCGAUGGAGAGGACAAAAAUUUCGUUUCGGAGCUCUCCUGCAUGGCUCGUUCCAUAGAAGAGAUUAUCGUUCCGGUUCGGGGUUGCCCUUCAACUGCUCGUUCGAUUGAAUACGGUUACACCAAUCCGGUCAAUGAAAGAUCGUACAUCUUGGGAGAAGCCUGUUAUGAUGUCAAAAGAGGUCAGACUCUAUUUGUCCAUACCAAGGUUAGAUCGGGAGAUAAUACCGUUGAAGCCUUGUCACUAAAAACCUUCAACAAUGCCAGUUACUUCAUUCAAGAACAUCCAACUACGCGCUACAAAGUUGAACUCAACAAAGCCUUGAACAUCAAUGAUCAAGCCGAACGAUUUAAGGGAGUAUUUGGAACGAAAAAUGUCCCCAAGAUUGAGUCACGCCGAUAUGUUAACGAGGAUUUACUCACGCACAAGCAAUACCAGGCCGUACUAAAACUGGCGUGGAACUACCAAAUUGUGAAAGAUUUAGAAGAGCUGGAAAAUUUUGACAACCUCAUCAGUGACAUCAGCGAUCUAGCCGAGCGAGAGGUAGAAAUCUACAGCGGAGCACAUGGAGUUCUGUCGCUGAAAGACAAAAAUGACAACCCUGUUGAUGUGUACCUGAAGGACAAACGAUUUCCGGUGCCCAAAUUCCACUGGACUGUCGUAAAAUCAGGCAAUCGAGCUGUCGGCUUUGCCGUAUUCAACAAAGCGCAACUGCCCGACAAAGAGCGGGAAAAGGAUACGUUCUGUACCAGCAUAUGUGAUCAAAUCACCUGGAUCAACUCCCUCAAAGAAAAUGAUUCCUACAGCAACCCAAGUUUGGGCUAUGUCCUGUGCUGUGAGCUCAAUGAUUUCCGAAAAACGAUAAAGGAAAUGCCACCGCUAAACGGCAUAAAGGACGUGCUAAAGUAGGACAAAACUCGACCGUUCCUCCUGAGCAAGUGUGAAUGAAAGGCGGAAUCAACAAACCUAACGCUGGCAUGUGAUUUAAAUUUUUAAUUUAAUUAUUUAAAACGAACAAAACAGUAGACGUACACAAUUAUCUACAUCUUCGAUGGCUGACAAGGAAAACUGAUGUAGGAUGCUCUCUUAAGUAAAUAAACGGUGUGCGUGAAUGAGCGUUUGAGUGAACCUGAGUGAAAGUGAUUGUAAAAAAAAACAAACAAAUAAAAGAGUAGAG